Molecule: messenger RNA, 1172 nt
Organism: Nicotiana tabacum (common tobacco)
Lineage: Eukaryota; Viridiplantae; Streptophyta; Magnoliopsida; Solanales; Solanaceae
Product: E3 ubiquitin-protein ligase RMA1H1
Biological process (GO): ubiquitin-dependent protein catabolic process
Cellular component (GO): endoplasmic reticulum
Molecular function (GO): ubiquitin protein ligase activity; metal ion binding
Source: RefSeq, a predicted model, not a curated record
UUCAACGCUACUUUUAUCUUUCCACCUUCUACUUUCACCUCUGUUUCCAAAGAAUAUACAGAUUAUUACUCCUUGUUCUCUCCCUAUAAAACUUCAUCUUUCACAUUAUCUAACAAGACCAAGUGUUUGGAUUGAACAUUCUGAUAUUUAUAUCCAGUUUCUGGAAGUUCUUGAUAUUACAUAAUUGGGCAUAUAUUAGCAAACAGAGAAUUACAUCAAGAAGCAUACUAUGGCCUUAGAGCAGCUUUUCCAGGAGCAAAUAACAGACAUCAACUUUGACGAACGCGAUAUUUCGUUGGAGAAGUGUAAGACAGUUGAUGAUGAGCUUGACGACAAUGUCUCUGGAGGUUUUGAGUGUAACAUAUGCUUGGAUCUUGUACAUGAUCCUGUUAUUACCUUCUGUGGUCACCUUUAUUGUUGGCCUUGCAUCUAUAAAUGGAUUCAUUUUCAGAGUAAAUCGUCUGAAAAUACUGAUCACCAACAGCCACAAUGUCCUGUUUGCAAAGCUGAAAUCUCGCAGAAAACUUUGAUUCCACUAUAUGGUCGCGGCCAAACUACAAAACCAUCCGAAGGAAAGGCCCUGAAUCUUGGCAUAGUCAUUCCACAAAGGCCUCCUAGUCCGAGAUGUGGGGGUCAUCACACACUGAUAGCAACUAACGAAUCACAUCCAUCGCAGCAACUUCACAAUCGAAAUUAUCCUCAGCAAUCUCCAACACAUCAACCUUAUUCUUCUAGCUACAUGUCCGAACCUAUGCUAAGUCCUGGUGGCACGACAACAGGAGAAUUGGUUUAUGCGCGGAUGUUUGGGAACUCAUCGACUACUUUGUAUACAUAUCCGAGCUCAUAUAAUCUAGCUGGCAGCAGUAGUCCAAGGCUAAGAAGGCAACUAGUACAGGCUGAUAGAUCGCUUAGCAGAAUCUGUUUUUUCCUAUGUUGUUGUUUAGUGACAUGUCUUCUCUUGUUCUGACCACCUUCUCCGCUGGUUCAUACUUUGUAAAAAUACUUAGUUAUUGUAAUAGAUGAUGAAUAUACGACUUUGCUCAAUGCAACAAAUCACCAGGCCUUUUAGUACUUGUAAACCUGACAAGCUGGAGGGACUCCCUGCCAUAUAGCAGAGAGGAAAGAGCAAACUUUGAAAUUCUCAAACAAAUUUAAAUACCGUUUCUAGUUCA